GGUCCGAGCAGCGCAGAGGAGGGAGCUGGCUGGGGACGCUCUCCCUUCCCCGGAGUCAUGGCCCUGGAGAAAGGUCCGCUCCUGCUGUUGGCCCUUGGCCUGGGCCUGGCGGGUGCCCAGAAGGCUCUGGAAGAGGUGCCGGUACAGCCAGGCUUCGAUGCGCAGAAGGUGGAGGGGCGCUGGCUCACCCUGCAGCUGGCAGCCAACCAUGCAGACCUGGUCUCCCCGGCCGACCCCUUGAGGCUCGCUCUCCACUCCAUCCAGACCAGGGAUGGCGGGGACGUGGACUUCGUGCUAUUCUGGAAAGGAGAAGGGGUGUGUAAAGAAACAAACAUCAUCGUCCAUCCAACCCAGUUGCAAGGCCAGUACCAAGGCUCAUUUGAGGGCGGCAGCAUGCACGUACGCUUCGUCAGCACCGACUACAGCAACCUCAUUCUUUACGUGCGCUUUGAGGAUGACGAGGUCACCAACCUGUGGGUGCUGCUGGCGAGAAGAAUGCUGGAGGACCCCAAAUGGCUGGGAAGAUACUUGGAGUAUGUGGAGAAAUUCCACCUGCAGAAAGCCCCGGUCUUCAACAUAGAUGGCCCAUGUCCCCCACCCUGAGCCUAGGUCUGGCGGCUCUGGAGUCUUCCUGCCUGGGCCCCUCACCCCUCUGCUGCCCUCAGCCUCCCUUCCACCUCCUUCACCUUGGCUUGUGGCCUGGACUGUCCCCAGGUCCCCCUGGAAGCCCUUUUGCAUCUCAGGGACUCGAGGAAGCUCCCCAGCCUGAGCCCAACUCUGCCCCUCCCCUGGUCCCCUCCCCUGCUGGGAAGGCCUCUUCCCUCUGUGGGUAUCCAGGUCCUGCCAACCACCUGCCAACCAACAGCCGAGGGCCAGCAGCCGGCCCCAGCCUGGCCUGUGGGCUUGGAGCACACCCAGGGUGGUGAGGAGGGGGCACAUGGCCCCCUGAGCUCCUGCCCACAGUGCCAGACGCCUCCAAAACAUCCACAAUGAGUGGAGCACUGUAGUCCCAGGUGCCUCCGGUGAGCACCCCAAGAGCUGCUGGGGUGGCCCCCAAGUGUCCUUCAGGAACAUGACCCCACGGAGUCUGUUCUCAGAUUCCAGCUCCCCUCCAUUGUGACCUGCCUCACCUGGGUCGGCUGGGGAUCCUCCAGAGAGGCGGCCUCCAUGCUCCGUGAGCAAACGCAUAUGUCCCCACUGAGGUGGGAGAUCCCUGAGUGAGCCCAGCUCCAGACCCUGCUCCCUGUAGAAGCCCAGCGGGGCUGCCAGAUAAACACAGACGGCUGUACCUGUGUGGCAGGUGAGACCAGCCAACGCCCACUCCUCAGAGCCCAGGAUUCUGAAGGGCGGCGCCCGCUUCUGUUCCCAGCGAGCCAGGGCCACCCAUCGGCAGGGCAGGCUCUGAGGAAAUUGGGUCAGGGACUCAAUACUUGUCGUCUGGAGCUCCCAAGACAGGUAUGGCCAGAGGCUGCUCCGAAAACGCCUCCAGUGAGGCCUUCUCCCUCUUCUCCCCCUUCUCCCCCAUCUCCCCCUUCUCCCCCAUCUCUCCCUUCUCCCCCAUCUCCUCCAUCUCCCCCUUCUCCCCCU
Molecule: messenger RNA, 1587 nt
Organism: Pongo pygmaeus (Bornean orangutan)
Lineage: Eukaryota; Metazoa; Chordata; Mammalia; Primates; Hominidae
Product: lipocalin 1-like
Exons: 6
Coding region: 58-603 (181 amino acids)
Molecular function (GO): small molecule binding
Source: RefSeq, a predicted model, not a curated record